CGAGGUGAAAAUAAUUCAUCAGCGGUGAAAAUUGAAAGGGGAAAAAGGCCAAAUAGAAUCAAGACCCCAGUGAUAAACCCUAGGCUCCAUCAAAUCAAAGAUCGAAACGAGACUUGAAGAAUCUCCCAAUCGCAAUAGCUGCUGUUUCAUUUUAGGUCGAAAUGGGUUGGAAAGCAGCUCAGAAACUUAUCCAUCACUGGAAGAUUCUUCGCGGCGAUAAUGUGAUGGUUAUGAGAGGCAAAGAUAAAGGGGAGACUGGUGUUGUGAAGCGUGUUAUUCGUUCUCAAAAUCGUGUGAUUGUGGAAGGCAAGAAUCUGGUUAAGAAACAUAUUAAGCAAGGUCAAGGUCAUGAAGGUGGAAUUUUUACCGUAGAAGCCCCACUGCAUGUCUCAAAUGUGCAAGUUCUAGACCCAGUGACAGAGAAGCCAUGUAAGAUUGGUAUUCGAUAUCUAGAAGAUGGCACCAAGGUCAGAGUUUCCAGAGGCAUAGGUGCAUCAGAGUCCAUAAUCCCUCGCCCUGAAAUCUUAAAGAUAAGAACUACUCCAAGACCAACAAUGGUUGGUCCCAAAGACACGCCUAUGGAUUUGGUAUUAGAGAAGACGUUUGAUUCUAAAGUUGGGAAGGGCAUGCCCAAUCUUUAAUUAGGUAACAGGCAAGUAAACAGGGUCAAAGGGAUAUAAUGUACUUCGCUGCAAGUCCUUGGAAUGCAACAAAUGAUUUGUUGCGGAUAUGCAACAUAUGAUUUGUUGCUCGUGUGGUAGGCUGGUAGCCAGAAGUAAACUGACAGGGAAAUAACAAAACUAGUUGGGUAGUGCAAGUAUCACCGAGAAAACCAUAUUGGCAUGACUACUGUUACUCAAGUAUUUUGUGUUUAUAAAGAGAAAAGUGUACUUUGUGUACCUGUACUUUGAGCUUUACAACACUUGUAAUAUUGUAUUUGAAAAAUUUACACUUUCAAGACUA
Messenger RNA from Daucus carota subsp. sativus, 963 nucleotides. RefSeq lists its product as uncharacterized. Gene Ontology annotation, biological process: translation. Lineage: Eukaryota; Viridiplantae; Streptophyta; Magnoliopsida; Apiales; Apiaceae. The record is from RefSeq and is a predicted model, not a curated record. Gene Ontology annotation, cellular component: mitochondrion; ribosome. The coding region runs from base 162 to 641 and encodes 159 amino acids. The transcript is spliced from 7 exons. Gene Ontology annotation, molecular function: RNA binding; structural constituent of ribosome.